Messenger RNA from Scomber scombrus (Atlantic mackerel), 1468 nucleotides. It is a transcript of the gene ten1, whose product is annotated as TEN1 subunit of CST complex. Gene Ontology annotation, cellular component: CST complex. NCBI's taxonomy places the organism in Eukaryota, Metazoa, Chordata, Actinopteri, Scombriformes, Scombridae. The transcript has 3 exons. The record is from RefSeq and is a predicted model, not a curated record. Gene Ontology annotation, molecular function: single-stranded DNA binding; telomerase inhibitor activity; telomeric repeat DNA binding. The coding region runs from base 108 to 506 and encodes 132 amino acids. Gene Ontology annotation, biological process: negative regulation of telomere maintenance via telomerase.
AGAGUUUUGAAAGAGUCCUCAACACGAUUUACUCCUCACAGUACUCAACUGUCUCCGAUUGUGAGACAGGUUUUAUCUCUUAGAAGCAUUGUUUUUCUUUUACCACGAUGCUUCCCGCAGCUGCAGUGCUUUAUUUCCCAUGGGAGGUGAAAUCUGGAGCAGUGCAGGAGGGAGCAUCAGUGAGAACUUUUGGCAGACUUGUCAGCUAUCAGCCUGAGGAGUCCAGGGCUACACUGUCAGCUCAGCAUGCUUCGAAAGAGCACCAUGUGGUUGUCCGCACCUCGUUUGUGGAGCCCUUUAACCCAAUAGUUGGGGCCCAGUAUGUUGUUCUGGGUGAGAAAGAAAAUACUGAUGGGGAUGACGUGAUGGUUCGGGCCCGUGUGCUCAACUGUGUCGAUGGUGUAAACAUCGCUCUUCUACAGAAAGCCAUUAAUGAGCAAAGGAGCUUCUUCAUGGAGAGGGACUGCAAACAGGAUAAUGCUGCACAAUCUGCAGAUGCAACCUGAUCUGGGCCUUAAUGCAUCAAGUUUCCCAGACUGCUCAUGGAUCGUCAGAGCUACAUAACCGACUCUUAAAGCUGUUUGCCAAGGUGCACAGUGCUGUUGUGUGAGCUCAAAUGAACUUCAAGACCUUUCAGUUAAAAAAAAUAGGGACAAAGGUUUAGUUCCAUCAGUUUAUAUGAAUAUCAUGCUGACCUAUGAUCAUAACAGCUUUUUACACUUUGUCAGUGGAUGAUGAUCAUUAAAGCUGCAAAUGAAUGGACUAAUAGUCUCGCUUCAAGUUUGGUCUGUUAAGAAUUAAUUGUAGAUGUUUUGGGUAAAUUACUUGAAUAUGAAAAUGGUGCACGUUUUGGCAAUAUUGCUCAGUUUCGAGAAGGCUUUUCAGUGCUGCCAUUUAUUUGGAUGUGGAAGUUACCAGACUUAACAUUCCUGAAGUAACUUUGUGGUCUGAUAUCAUUCAAAAUGUUUUAACUUUCCAAACAAUAGACCUAUCAUCAAUGGGUCUUGGUCAAACCUGUGUGAUAUGAAUAAAAAGCAAACUAAGGAUGUAUUUCACUGACAUUAAAAUGGAAAAGGUUUAAAAAUAUAAAUAUUAAUUACACCUAUUGAGCACUUUGCACAGAUAAGACAGUUAAAAAAAGAUAUCUAUUUACAUACAUUUUAGCAGCUAUGUAUAUUGUGAGCUUUUACGUAAACCAGGACUCCACUGGCAGAAGGUAAUAUCAUUGAAACAGUCACAGAGUCCAUAUUACAACCAUAUUAAUUAAAAUAAAAUUUAGCAAAUAAAAUAAUUCAAAGCAUAGACCUCUAUCUUAACUGCAUGUGUUAUUGUUAUUGUGCAUUAUUUCUCAUAGGUGAGGUUUUAAGAUAAGCCCAGAGUGGUUUUCUAUCUCACCCGCACAUUUUAUUUUUAUUUUACUAUUUUUCUAUGACUUUUAUUUUACAAAUGUGCAAAUAAACAUGUUUUC